AUGGAGGUCAAGGUUAAAGAGCAAGAAAAGCAGUUUGUUGUGUUCUGUCGUGCUUCACACCCUCAAUUGCAACCCAAUCAGACCCUGGUGCUUGCUCCCUCAAUAUUCUACAGUCUCCUCUAUCCCAUCGGUCUUUUAGCCGAAAAAUUGCCGCUACAUGUCACCGAAUCCGAAAGGCAUGUACUCUACCAUGAUGCUUCCCUUCUCCAGAUUCCAGAAAUACUUUUCUGCCUUCAAACUGUUGAGAUUGGAGGGAAGAAGAAGGAGGAGGAGAGAGUGAAAGAAUUGCUAGGAACACCGAGCAGAACCACCACCAGCACCAGUUCUGCACCCGCACCGUGUACUUUAAACCUUUCCCACUCCAUGCAGCUAAACGGCACAUGCAGAGAUUCUUCGUAUUUACCGUCAACACCCGGUACACAUCUUGAGUACCCUCGGUACAUGUACCUAUGGGGGGGAAUCUGUAUCUCUUUCUUUGACCUGGGGGUGUCAAUAACUUUACCACGUACACAGAUGCAUGGUUUGACCCUUCAAUGCGGAUAG
Morchella sextelata is the source of this 543-nucleotide messenger RNA. RefSeq lists its product as uncharacterized. Bases 1 to 543 code for a protein of 180 amino acids. The transcript has 13 exons. Lineage: Eukaryota; Fungi; Ascomycota; Pezizomycetes; Pezizales; Morchellaceae. The record is from RefSeq and is a predicted model, not a curated record.